CACCGCAAUCCACUCGCGACCUGGGCUUUGGGGGGGACACCACCUCAUGUUCACUCACUCACUCACUGCUCUCACUCACUCACUCUCGCCCAUACCCACUCAUACAGUAAAUCAGGAACACAAAGUACAUGCUCACACUACAACCUCUGCAGCGCCCCCAAAAAAGUGACAAGGCUUAAAGUCACCCUCCAUCAUCCACCGAAUCAGCGGCACUCAGUCGUCGUCCUGAUCCUCGUCCGUCCUCCGGCCCCCCGGUUUCCUGGAUCCUCAUCAACUCCGAUCCUCCCCCCCCUCUCUCAUCGCUUGAGCUGCCCGUCCAACGCAACUUGCGAACAUCCCACGAAAUCAACUCCACUUGCACACUGGGAAGCUGGCUGCUUUUCUGCUGCUGCACUGCACGUCGACUAGAAUCGCCUGCCCAGAGACAGAAGGCCACGACCCACGAUCGUCGUCGCCCGUCCCGUCCGCGCUCCUCUUCCGCCCUACGGACCACGGAUCCAACCUGUCUCGCUCUCCCUCUUUUGCCAUCUGCAUCUGCCUCUCUUGCCUCUUUGACUUUUCGCCUCCUCUCUCUCCCAUUCACUCACUCAUUCACUCAAAUUACCCUCACCCUCAAUUCACCACUCUUCACAAUACCCUUGCCCAUCUCACACUCACAUCGGGUACCUAUCUAUCCUCAUCCUCAUCCUUCUCUCCCUCUUCAUUUGCCUCCCGUCUCCCACAGUACAUCACUUUGCGCGCCUUCGCUUCAGUCCACAUACAUUCCAACUUACUACCUUUGAUCUAUCGACUCGUACUACCUACCGCCCAUACUUCUUUAACCUUCCACUCCCUUCCUGCAUUCCAUCGGUCGGAUCCUUUGCACACACAUACACACACACACUCUUUCUCUCUCUCUCUCAUAUACGAAUUGUCAUAUCCCUCCGCUGGACACCGCCACCCCGAAUAUCAACGCUCACCUUCGCGUCAGCCUGCCACGACCACAGCACGGUUUUGCUCAGCCUCGAGUGCCUAAUCACCACCGCCUCAAUGCACUUGUAGCCUCGCCAUUCGCCCAUAGAUCCACUCGGCCCCGGACGACGAGCAAACCAACUCCUUGCAAGCACUUUUAGUCUCAUCACUGUCACAACAGUCCUCCGUUUAAUCAGUUGCUCAACUUUUCCCCCUUGACCACCGUCGAACUGGAUUCACGAGCCCCCGAAGCCCCCGAGCCCACAACGACACAUCGCCAACAGACGCCAAGCUUGCCAUGUCCUCCUUGCCACCCGACCCGUACAAGGCCUUAGGCGUCUCCAAAGAUGCCCAGCUAUCCGAAAUCCGAAGCGCCCACCGGAAGCUCAUCCUCAAGUGCCACCCCGACAAGGUCCAGGACCCGACGCUCAAGGCCCAGAAGCAGGACGAGUUUCAAAAGGUCCAGCAGGCGUACGAGCUGUUGAGUGAUGAUAACGAGCGAGCCAAGUACGAUGACAACGUCAAGCUGGCCGAGCUCCGCAAGGAGAUGGCCAAGGGCAUGUCAGCCAACACGUCUGCACCUCGCGCUCCUAGGACAUAUGAGGUGCGCACUGCCGAACCCCGACCCGAUACAUUCACCAAGACGACAUACCGCCCGUCACCCGGUACCAAGAUGUACUCCCAAUACAACUCCCGGUCAUGGGAUGAGGAGAUCCACAGCCGAUCAAAUUCCAUAUUUGAGGAGCCGCGCGCCCGCCGGGCCACCAGCUACGAGAAGCCAUCUCGGGACCGACAAGACGACGACAUUAGGGAACGCGAGCGGGAACGCCGGCGCAGGGAAGACAGAGACAGGGAUAGGGAGCGCGAGGAGCUCGCACGCGUCGCAGACCGCCGGGAAAGGGAAAAAGAAAAGGAACGACAGGCGGACAAGAAGGUCGCAGAGAGGGCCGCCAAGCGCGCCGCUGAAGAAAAGGAGGCCCGACGACAAGAACGCAAGCGUCAGGAAAAGGCGGAUAAGGAGCGCGAGAAAGAGCGCAGACGCGAUGCCGAAGAAAAAUCGCGGAGACAAAAGCCGGUCUACAUGGAGCCGUUUGACGACGAACCGACGUAUAUCGCCAAGCCCGACAAGAAGAAAUCGAGCAGCAGCAGCACUACCAAGGAGAAGAAGGAUGAUAAGCGGUCCCGCUCGAUCCCGCGGGACGGUGUUCCUCUCCGGGACGACCUGUCCGUGCCGCCCGUACCGCUUCAGCCGCCCGACCACAAGACCAAGAUGACCGGAGCUAUGCUCUUUGCUGCCACUUACAUGGACCAGUCCCGCAAGACCGGCGCUAUUAACCCUCACCCGGGCCUGAACCGCUCCCAGACACACGACGUGCGCUAUGCGCCCCCGGCGCCGACGCCGCCGGCCGCGGCGCUCUACGUCGUACCUCCGCCUCCCAUCCCCGCCGAGGAGGAUUCGAGUCGCAGGUCCAAGUCGCGUCGCUCGUCCGAGACCAAGACGCGCGAAAAGUCGAGCCAUAAGAAGUCAUCGCCGACCAAAGAGCCGCCCAUGGCCGUGCCGCCGUCGCCCAACGUCGUCGAUGCUUCACCCAGCAGUCGUCAUAUGCCGCCCCAGUUUGUCUCAUCAGCGUCGUCGCCCAUAUCCACCUCGCCGCCCAAGGCCCCUCUCAGGUCGGCCACCUUCAACGACGGUUCCUACAGCCGCCCGCCGCCCAGCAUCGUCAGGGCGCAGACUUUCUCCCACGUCCCCGCCGACCCAGAACUGCGGAGCAGCGGCCGCGACCGUUCGAGGAUGCAGCCGCAGACCCUGAGCGAAGACUCGGAAUCCGACGGCGACCGUCGUCCCCACAGGAGUCACCGGUACAGGACUCGCUCUCCCGAUCCGGUGCCUACGGAUUACGGCCAGCGAACUCGGUACUCGGUCAGUGGAGGCCGUACCGUGCCGAUCUCGGCCGAAUCCGUCUACCCUCCAAUGUAUCACGAGGAGUCCUCGCCCUCCUCCAGGAAGCACAGCAAGACCGCCUACUACGAACGCCCUUCCAUGCCGUCCAGGGAAGCAAGCUACACGAACUCUGCCUACUUCCCCAAGGUCAAGACGUCGAGAUACGACCCCGUGCAGUACUCCGACAUCCCCUACCGAUGCCGCGACGAGUACAACGUAGGUUAUGCUUAGCGGGCGUAGUCUGGCCUUCUCGGACGAAUGGGCCGUGCUCCUAUAUUGGUGCCCCCUCGAGGAGGGGGCUCAAGGAGGGGGAACGUAUCGUUUUGCUGGAACGCAUCGAUGCCCAACCUCCUCCACGGCAGGGGAGGCGAUUCGAAUCUUUGACUAAAUCAUCUUUUCAAUGUUCUCCACCUCAGUUUUCCUUCUUUGGUCCGAUGCUGGUAUGAU
Molecule: messenger RNA, 3340 nt
Organism: Colletotrichum destructivum
Lineage: Eukaryota; Fungi; Ascomycota; Sordariomycetes; Glomerellales; Glomerellaceae
Product: Putative DnaJ domain, Chaperone J-domain superfamily
Exons: 1
Coding region: 1250-3124 (624 amino acids)
Biological process (GO): protein refolding
Cellular component (GO): cytoplasm
Source: RefSeq, a predicted model, not a curated record